AGACAUAUUAGUGAUUGAACUUAUAAGAAAGAAAGACUUGAGACUGUGCUUUGUUCGGAUUUAAGUAAACCCUUUGCUUUAUUCAAACCAAAACCUAAUUUACAUUGUUGUGUAAUGUCUGUGUUUGGUUUGAAAACCUUUCUCUCGCCAGGAACCAGGGAUCAUAUUUAACAUGUUCUGUGGGUGUGGGUUUAUGUGUGAGGAAAUCUCUGUCCUAUUAUUAUGUUGAAGAGCUGUUCUCCUUUGGGGGAGGCUGAUGUGUGUAUUUGCAUGAUAACUGAUGGGAGGUACAGUGCGUCGGGGGGUGUGAUAUUGUGAAGGCCAUAUUAAGUUGGCAAACACAGUCACACUAAACACACCACAUUAGAUUUUGUUGUUGUAAGACACCAGUUGUUCUUGUGAGACAUUUUAAGACGUCUAAAGGAUGGCUGCUGCUCAUGCUGAGAUGUGUGUUUGGAUUGAGCCAUGGCAGCAGAUUUUUCAGGUCUAUGGUGGACGGGUGUGUAACACACUCAUGGAAGGUUCUUGUGCAGACAGGACCCCUCUCCAUGAUGCAGCUUUGCAGGGCCGGCUACUCCCACUUAAAAAGCUCCUAUUGCAGGGUAUGCAUGUUGGUGUGACCACACUGGAUGGCAUCACUCCAUUACAUGAGGCCUGUCUAGGAGGCCAUGUUGCCUGUGCUGAACUACUGCUGAAGCAUGGAGCUGAUGCCAACGCUGUAUCAGUUGAUGGAGUCACACCUCUCUUCAAUGCAUGUUUCAGUGGGAACACGGACCUACUCAGACGCCUCCUAAAGCAUAGCUCUGUCUAUCACCCAGCUCACCGGCGUAAUUCACCCAUCCACAUUGCCGCAAAGCAAGGUCACACAGCUUGUGUGGAUUUGCUGCUGUCUUAUGGGAUGGAUGCUAAUAUGGAGUUGGAUGAAGUAGGCACACCACUUUACUGUGCGUGUGAAAGCAGGAGUACAGAGUGUGUGCAGAGGCUUCUAAUCUUAGGUGCUGAUGUGCAGUGUGGGCAUGGCCUUGACACACCAUUGCAUGCUGCAGUCCGAGUGGGUGGAGCCAAAGAAGUGGCACUGUUGCUCGAACAUGGUGCUGAUGGGAAAUGUAGGAAUUCGGAAGGAAUCACACCUCUGGAUCUGGCUACAGAUAACAGCAUUAAGCAGCUACUACAAACAGCAGGUCCACGGUCUCUGUCACAGAUGAGCCGGUUGUGCAUUCGUCGUUCCUUGGGCCAAAAAAGAUUGAACAAAACCAGAGUUCUCGAACUACCACACAUUCUGCACACUUAUAUUCUGUAUCAAUAACACACAUAUACAUAUUUUGUGUUUACUGAACUAAGUAUACAGAUUACAUAAUUUUAUACCCAAAGGACAAAUACUGAAAAACUAGCUUUCUGAAU
Molecule: messenger RNA, 1401 nt
Organism: Clarias gariepinus (North African catfish)
Lineage: Eukaryota; Metazoa; Chordata; Actinopteri; Siluriformes; Clariidae
Gene: asb11
Product: ankyrin repeat and SOCS box containing 11
Exons: 7
Coding region: 425-1306 (293 amino acids)
Biological process (GO): positive regulation of protein catabolic process; protein ubiquitination
Molecular function (GO): protein binding
Source: RefSeq, a predicted model, not a curated record